Molecule: messenger RNA, 291 nt
Organism: Anisakis simplex (herring worm)
Lineage: Eukaryota; Metazoa; Nematoda; Chromadorea; Rhabditida; Anisakidae
Source: the annotation of a GenBank genome assembly
AUGGCAGGACGACUUGCAAACGUAAACCAACCGCAACAACCACGUUCUCCAUUCGUAUUCCCAGCGCAUAUUCCUCGAGAUAAGUUGCGUUUGGGACAACGUGUGGUGGUUGCUGUGUCACAGGCGAAUAAUUUACAAAUAUUUUUCGGAACAAUUUUAGCUUGUAAUGAUCGUCGCAUUAUGAUUAAAGAAGACGUAAACUCUGUAAAGACUCGUAAAUUCGCCAUUAAAUCAACGAAGAUCCAAUUAUUCGCCGAAGAAGAUUGGCAGGUCGCUGCCUUUCACUUAUAA